Messenger RNA from Paramuricea clavata, 2126 nucleotides. The record is from the annotation of a GenBank genome assembly. NCBI's taxonomy places the organism in Eukaryota, Metazoa, Cnidaria, Anthozoa, Malacalcyonacea, Plexauridae.
AUGGAUUGUACAGGAUUUAAUAAAAAAUUCAAAAAUAAUGCCGUUGAUAUGCCAAUGAUAAUGUAUUUGUGUGACGAAAUGGCAAAAGGAGGCGAUGAACACUUUUUUAGUACUUUAAUUAAGCUUGGUAUCUUGGCGGACGUAUUUGCGUAUCGUAGUGAAUACUACAAAGACGUUGAUGUAACUGCACGAGAACAUGGACACAAUAAAUUAGCUGAGAUGAUUGCCAUGUCUUCAAGGUACAUAAGAAUUCAAACUGUUCUAUAAUUAUUUUGUUGUUCAAUAACUGUAAUAUGAGAUCUUUUUCAGGGAGCUACCGUGCAUUCAUGACAUGGAAACAUUAACAAUUGGAAAACUUAUUGAUGCUGUUCAACAAGAAAGAUCGUUGGCAAAUUCUGGUCAGUGUUUAUAUAGAUGAAACUUUUACUUAACUUCCCAACGGCAUUAUGAAGCAACAUUUCAAAGUCAUAGUUAAAAAUAGAUACACUAGGCGUACAUAUAUUUGCGCUGAUUGUUGUACUGAGCACCUCAUGCAACCCCCAACAUACACAGUAAUUCGGUAUCCCUGCAUAAUUCAAUUCAGCUAAGAAAGCGAGUAUAAUUAUUAAAAAUUAUAAUAUUGUUCCUCUUAUUUUAAUAUUUUGGCGUGUUUAAAUAUUUGAAUUUAAGUUAACGGAUGUUAAUUUUUAUUACGUUUGAAAUUGGAGUUGGACUUAUUAAGUCGAUUCUAGUCGAGGCCCGUUUCAAACAUUUUCUGAAGCAAAUUUUGUCGGUACAAUAGAUGUCAGUACAAUGCCAUUAAUUCUAAGAUUUUCGAAGGACAUUUUUCAAUUUAUUGAACUAAAUUUGGAAAACAAUGUGGAAGCACUGCACAAAAUAUUGCAUGCAGUCUCAGUGUAGUAAAUUUCGAAAAAUCGAAACUUCUGCUGCAAUGAAAUAACACGCUACAGUUCUAAAUCCUCUGUUGGAUUAUACUUGCACAUUCACUGAGACUGAGCUAAAACAAUUGUACUGAUUAUAAACAACACGCAGUUUCUGCUCGAUUCUAAUUGCCCAAAGGUUUUAAGCUGUUGUUGCAAAGCGUAAUCUUGAAGAAAUAAUGAAAAAAUAGUGUUCCAAAUCGUUCGUAUUUCAACACUACACUUCAAAUUUUAACAGCAAGACAUUGGAAUUUUACCUUCACUCCUCGACGACCACCAUUUCUCUGACUUAUCUUGCUCUGUACAUUACUUCAUUUUUUAAAAUACCACAAAUAAAACAAUCCGUGGUUUCUUUUAUUUCUCAUGAAGUCACCAGGAUUUGUAUAAAAGUGGUACGACUUGUACGGGCAUACACAAUUAAGUUAAUCCAGUCAUACUUCCAUAACGUACUUUUGACUCUAAAACAACAUCUCCGAAGAAAACUAUUUCUCACUUUCCAAUGAUUUUUAUUUUUAGAUCCCAUUUAUGGUUCCGGUUCCGAUGAUGAUUCAAAUUCUUGUUUAAGUGGUUAUAAUGGAGAUUGCGACUCUGAAGGUGAACAUUAAAUUUGUAUUAUUUUCUAAUCACUAGGCUAUAAGCUUAGCCGAACACACUUAUCCUAACCAAAGUAAAUUAAGAGUAAAUAAUUUGGUAUGAAUUUCUGAUGGCAACCGGGUAAUUUGCUGCCAAACGUCGUGUGGUGGGUGAUGUUGUAGAAUUUGUAGGGGCCUCUUUUGACAAUUUUAUGAAUUCAUCAUUACCCUAUAGUGUUAAUAAUGAUUGUCCCCGAAACUUUAACUGCUUUGUCGGACGCAUUUUAACCACCUCGGUAGAAAAAAUACUCUGUCAUGAACUAAUGCAUGUAUGCAGUUGUAUCUGUUUUGUUUUUAACUGACAAGCCGUUUUAUUUGUUCAUUCCAUCAAGGUGAUCAGUUUGAAGACAAUACUGAUGCUAUUUUUGGCGGCUGUGAAUCACAAAACAAUAGCGGUGAGUAGGGCAAAGGCCACAGUUGAUUACUUAAUUAUUUAAAUUGUUUAAAGUAGUAGUACUAUUUACUUGGAGAUUUUUUAAUUAUAAUACAAUAUUCAGAUCUAAAUUAUGAGAAAAAGUCAUUGAAUGAUGUCAUAAUUGAAGAACCAGAGUCACCUUCAGGUAAUAUUUUUUAA